UACGAGUUUGAGCAGAGGGCCGAGGCAGCCGGGGGAGCUGGCAGAGAAAGGCAGCAGGUCCAGCUGGUCGGUGUCCACUCGGACUCAGACACGCUCGCCCCGGACACACUCGGCCCGGCCCAGGAGGAGGUGAGCGGGUCACCAUGGCGCUCAGCCUCUCCGCCACAUCCAUUCCCAGCAACUGGUUCCCAGGCUACCCGGAGGCUGCCUGUGGAGAGAGAGAACACCUCGUUCAGCACCCGUCUGACCAGGUGGCCAUGAGUGGCAGGGGCGGCAAAGAGGCUGUGCAGGCCGCGGCCCGGGAACUCCUGAAGUUCGUGAACCGGAGCCCCUCUCCUUUCCACGCGGUGGCCGAGUGCCGCAGCCGCCUCCUCCAGGCUGGCUUCCAUGAACUCAAGGAGACAGAGACCUGGGAUAUCAGGCCUGAGAGCAAGUACUUCCUGACCAGGAACUCCUCCACCAUCAUCGCCUUCGCCGUGGGAGGCCAGUAUGUUCCUGGCAAUGGGUUCAGCCUCAUUGGGGCCCACACGGACAGUCCCUGCCUCCGGGUGAAACGGCGGUCUCGCCGCAGCCAGGUGGGCUUCCACCAGGUUGGUGUGGAGACCUAUGGUGGUGGGAUCUGGAGCACCUGGUUUGACCGUGACCUGACCUUGGCUGGACGUGUCAUUGUCAAGUGCCCCACCUCAGGCCGGCUGGAGCAGCGGCUGGUGCACGUGGACCGGCCCAUUCUGCGCAUCCCACACCUGGCCAUCCAUCUGCAGCGAAAUGUCAACGAGAACUUUGGGCCCAACAUGGAGAUGCACUUGGUCCCCAUUCUUGCCACAGCAGUCCAGGAGGAGCUGGAGAAAGGGACUCCUGAGCCUGGGCCUCUCAAUGCUGCAGAUGAGCGGCACCACUCAGUCCUCAUGUCCCUUCUCUGCGCCCACCUGGGGCUAAGCCCUGAGAACAUUUUGGAGAUGGAACUCUGCCUUGCAGACACACAGCCUGCGGUCCUGGGUGGGGCCUAUGAGGAGUUCAUCUUUGCCCCUCGGCUGGAUAAUCUGCACAGCUGCUUCUGUGCCCUGCAGGCCUUGAUCGACUCCUGUGCAAACCCUGCCUCCCUGGCCUCGGAGCCCCACGUGCGCAUGAUUGCUCUCUACGACAACGAAGAGGUGGGGUCCGAGAGCGCCCAGGGGGCGCAGUCACUGCUGACGGAGCUGGUGCUGCGGCGGAUCUCAGCGUCGCCCCAGCACCUGACGGCCUUCGAGGAAGCCAUCCCCAAGUCCUACAUGAUCAGCGCGGACAUGGCCCACGCCGUACACCCCAACUACCUGGACAAGCAUGAGGAGAACCACCGGCCCUUAUUCCACAAGGGCCCUGUGAUCAAGGUGAACAGCAAGCAACGCUAUGCCUCGAACGCGGUCUCAGAGGCUCUCAUCCGAGAGGUGGCCAGCAGCGUCGGGGUGCCCCUGCAGGAUCUCAUGGUCCGGAAUGACUCCCCAUGUGGCUCCACCAUUGGACCCAUCUUGGCUUCUCGGCUGGGGCUGCGGGUACUGGAUCUAGGCAGCCCGCAGCUGGCCAUGCACUCCAUCCGGGAGACCGCCUGCACCACAGGAGUCCUCCAGACCCUCACGCUCUUCAAGGGCUUCUUUGAGCUGUUCCCUUCUCUGAGCCGUAACCUCUUAGUGGACUGAGCCCUCUUGGAAAGACUUGCACUUGAGAGGGGAAGUUCUCAGCUGAGCUGAAGCUGGAUUAUUAAAGCGGAUUUUUCACUCAGA
Molecule: messenger RNA, 1757 nt
Organism: Equus caballus (horse)
Lineage: Eukaryota; Metazoa; Chordata; Mammalia; Perissodactyla; Equidae
Gene: DNPEP
Product: aspartyl aminopeptidase
Biological process (GO): proteolysis
Molecular function (GO): aminopeptidase activity; zinc ion binding
Source: RefSeq, a predicted model, not a curated record